CUAUGACCGCCAAGACCAGCGGCACCAUCGUUGCUGAGACAACCACUACAGUUUCCCCGGCGGCUGAGCUCCGACAACAUGGCGCCGCCACGCGCAGACAGGAGAGCGCAGUGCCAGUGCUUACGUGUGCUCCCUCUCUCAGCCUGAGGCGGCGGGGGGAGCUUAUCGCUUCCGACGUUCCCCAGGGAAACUUCCGGUGAGGAAAAACCGUACCGCAAACAUGGCGCUGGUGAGCUUCCUGCCGGUUCCCACCCAGCUGUCUCAGGAUCAGCUAGAAGCUGAAGAGAAGCUGAGAGCCCAGAAAUCCCGACAGACGGCGCUUGUGGCAUCUCGGCGAGAGCCCCCACCUUAUGGCAAUCGGAAGGGCUGGGUGCCCAGGUCUCUGGAGGAUUUCGGAGAUGGCGGAGCUUUCCCGGAGGUCCAUGUGGCUCAGUUCCCUCUGGAAAUGGGGAGGAAGAAGCGAAUGUCAAAUGCUCUGGCUGUACAGGUGGAUGCAGAAGGCAAAAUUAAAUAUGACGCCAUAGCACGACAGGGCCAGUCUAAGGAUAAGGUUGUAUUCAGCAAAUACACAGACCUGAUACCUAAGGAGGUUAUGGAUGAAGAUGACCCUGAUCUGCAGAGACCGGAUGAGGAGACCGUUAAAGAGCUGACAGAGAAGACCCGCCAGGCUCUGGAUAAAGCGGUGUCCCAGAAGAUAGCCGCCGCUAUGCCUGUCAGGGCGGCAGACAAGCUUGCACCUGCACAGUACAUCAGGUAUACGCCGUCUCAGCAGGGGGUGGCUUUUAACUCCGGAGCCAAGCAGAGGGUUAUUCGGAUGGUGGAAAUGCAGAAAGAUCCCAUGGAACCCCCUCGCUUCAAAAUUAACAAGAAGAUACCUCGCGGACCUCCGUCUCCUCCACCUCCUGUUAUGCAUUCACCUAGUAAGAAGAUGACGGUUAAGGAGCAGCAGGAAUGGAAAAUCCCCCCCUGCAUUUCCAACUGGAAGAACGCCAAGGGUUAUACUAUCCCACUGGACAAGCGUUUGGCCGCUGACGGCCGCGGUCUCCAGACAGUCCAUAUUAAUGAGAACUUUGCCAAACUGGCUGAAGCAUUAUACAUUGCUGACAGAAAGGCCCGAGAAGCCGUGGAGAUGAGAGCUCAGGUGGAGAGGAAGAUGGCGCAGAAGGAGAAAGAAAAGAAGGAGGAGAAGUUGCGAGAGUUGGCACAGAUUGCAAGAGAACGCAGAGCUGGGAUAAAGUCCCACGCCGAGAAAGAGGACGGAGAAGCCAGGGAGCGAGAUGAAAUCCGUGACAACAGGCGCAAAGAGCGUCAGCAUGAGCGUAACCUAUCCCGGGCGGCCCCCGACAAAAGGUCCAAGCUGCAGAGGAACGAGGAGAGAGACAUCAGUGAGCAGAUUGCUCUAGGUAUCCCCGCCCAGCGGCCCUCAAGUGAGAUUCAGUAUGACCAGCGGCUUUUCAACCAGAGCAGGGGCAUGGACAGCGGCUUUGCAGGUGGAGAGGAUGAGGUAUAUAAUGUGUACGAUCAGCCAUGGAGAAGCAACAAGGAAGUGGCUCAGAACAUUUACCGGCCCAAGAACAACGACUCUGAUGUGUACGGCCCAGAUCUCGAGACCCUGAUGAAAACCAACAGGUUUGUUCCCGAUAAGGAUUUCUCCGGCUCAGACCGCAAGCAGAGGCGUGAUGGACCGGUGCAGUUUGAGGAAGAUCCUUUCGGUCUGGAUAAGUUCUUGGAGGAGGCCAAGCAACACGGAGGUGCAAAACGCCCUUCGGACAGCGGCCGCGCCAAAGAGCACGACCACGAAGGGAAAAAGCGCAGGAAGGAGUGAGGGCUGGGAUUGCUUUGUACAUUCUAAAGACUGGUGCAUCAUUAUCCUGGCACAGAAGAUGCCAAGAGACUUUACAUAUGACCUAUUCCAUUAGCAAAGUUAUCCUACUGUUUAUAUGUAAUGACGUCAAUCUGGGCGUUGUAGCGAGAGUCUGGACCUGUGCUGUAUGUAUUGGCAAGGGACACAAACUUGCUGCUUACUGACGUAUUGCGGGCUGCGACCUGAAUGAAGGGGUUUUCUUCGCCAAUGUAAGAAUUACAAUUAAGGUGCGUUUCUGUGUCCUUUCCCCAAGGUAAGCUUUACAAUUCCACAGCAGUAACUUGGGCUUUGUCUUAUUUCAGAAAACAGGAGUUUGCAAAUAUUUUAUUUUCAGUUUUAUUUAAUUUUUUUUUUUUUAAUCUGUACAAUAAAAAAAUACAACUCAA
Messenger RNA from Pseudophryne corroboree (corroboree frog), 2250 nucleotides. RefSeq names its product SNW domain containing 1 (gene SNW1). The transcript is spliced from 14 exons. Gene Ontology annotation, cellular component: spliceosomal complex. Gene Ontology annotation, biological process: mRNA splicing, via spliceosome. Lineage: Eukaryota; Metazoa; Chordata; Amphibia; Anura; Myobatrachidae. Bases 221 to 1825 code for a protein of 534 amino acids. The record is from RefSeq and is a predicted model, not a curated record.